GUGACACGAGCAUCGAUCUCGUGCAGAAAUACCGAUGGCUCUUGCCAGUCUGGUUCUGGACGACCGUCUCAAGGUCCCCGACUCUCUUGGUCGGUAAGGCUGUACCGCAUGGAUGAAGUUGACGAUGCGGCCCUCGCAGUUGAACACGCCCGAAGUGAAGCCAAGCCUCGAAAUGCUCCUGCGUAUGGAAUCGCGGAUGAUGUCGAACUCGUUCUCCGGCAGAGUAGUCGGUGUCAGGUUUUCAGCUUCCAUGAAAUCGCCCUCGGAUACAGCACCGGGAAGCUCUCCAGGUGGCUGUCGUUCUUUCGCUGCCUUCUCUAUUCGUUCUGGGCUCACCGGUGCCUCACCUGCUAUACCUCCCAUCCCUUACGACAACCCUGGUACCUCCUCCGCUUCCCUCUCGACUCUAUCGCCUUCUGGAUUAUGGUUAGAGCCAGUCAUACAAGCAGAAUCCACCUGUUUAGAUGUCGUGGAAAGCUGCAGAGAAGUGGUCGAUGGUAUUGCUUUGCCAGAUGGAAAGGAAGCUCCAGAUUCAGCCAAAUCCCCCACGGCCAUGUGCACGCUCAACGACAUUAGCCGAAAGAUGAUGCUUAGUGGCCAACUUGGAAACGAUGCCUCAAAAAAUCCACCUGCCUACAAUAGCCUGAACGGCGAAGAUGAUAGAUGGGAAAGUUCCCCUGAACUUCAUUUGGCAUGUUCAGAGGAGUCAAAAAAUGAAUUCGGAGACUCGGAGAAGCCCCAGCCAGAGAUGCUCAUCAAUCCACCAGAUCAACGCGUUGAUCAAUAUAUUGACAUCAAUCCACGUCAAUAUCAAUCCACGGCUGGUUAGCUGACAUAAUCUAUCAAUCCACACAAUCCUCUCGUUGAUGGAUAUUGAUUGAUGAUCGUUGACACUAGACAUGGGGCCCUUGCUAGGCUUGGCAAUAUUAG
Molecule: messenger RNA, 930 nt
Organism: Ilyonectria robusta
Lineage: Eukaryota; Fungi; Ascomycota; Sordariomycetes; Hypocreales; Nectriaceae
Exons: 1
Coding region: 113-829 (238 amino acids)
Source: RefSeq, a predicted model, not a curated record